AUGCUUCUGGGCGUGCGCUCGCGUCGGCGGCGCAGCAGGGGCCUCCGGCGAGGCUCCGGGCAGGCCGGGGCCAGCGCUGGGGCCCCCGCGGUGGCGGGGGCAGUGGGGCCCGCGGCGCGUAGCGGAGCCCCUGGAAAGCUGGACUCGAGCGGAAGCGCAGCGGCAGCUGGACUUGGCCCUGGGGUCCGUAUGGCGGACUUAGUUGCAGCGAAAGUGUACAUGUCUCAGCACUCCGCGCUCUGCGGCGUAGCCAGUGAGAGUCAGCAGCUGUGCGAGGCGCAGCUGCAGCCUCUGUCUUCGACUCUUAACAAACUCCCCCGCGGCCCCAGCCGCCCUCUUGACCCGCUGCCCGAGAGGGGUGGCUGA
Eimeria tenella is the source of this 366-nucleotide messenger RNA. RefSeq lists its product as uncharacterized. Lineage: Eukaryota; Apicomplexa; Conoidasida; Eucoccidiorida; Eimeriidae. The transcript has 3 exons. Bases 1 to 366 code for a protein of 121 amino acids. The record is from RefSeq and is a predicted model, not a curated record.